AUGGCUUUGAUGUUGGUCAAGUUUGAUCUGAAGAAGCGAGUGAAGCUUGCCCAGACGGUCUGGUUCAUGUACUGGUUUGCUGUAAUGGCUGGCGUGCUGGUUUUCAGCAUGGGCCUGUUCUUUAAGAUCGAGCUGCGAAAGCGCUCAGAACUUAUGGACAACAAUGAGAGCCACUUCUUGCCCAACCUGCUUAUAUUUAUGGGUCUAAUAGCCUGUGGGAUCAACGCCUUUGGGGGCAAAGUCUGCUACGAUUCGUUGGACCCUAGCAAGUUUGUAAAGUGGAAGUCUUUGUUGAAGACCUUCUUGGUGGUCUGCAUGGUGUUUAACGCGCUGCUGCUUGUGACGGCCCUACUGUGUUUCCUGAUGAGAAUCCCUCUGCAGUUCACCCUGUCUGAGGGGCUGAGGAACGGCAUGAAGUACUACAAGGACACAGAUACACCGGGGCGCUGCUACAUGAAGAGGACCCUGGACCUGAUGCAGAUGGAGUUUCGUUGCUGCGGAAAUGACAACUACAGAGAUUGGUUUGAGAUCCAGUGGGUUAGCAACCGCUACCUGGACUUCAGCUCAAAGGAAGUCAAAGACCGCAUUGGGAGCAACGUGGAUGGCCAGUAUCUAAUGGAUGGAGUCCCAUUCAGCUGCUGCAACCCCAGCUCCCCCAGACCCUGCAUCCAGUUCCAGAUGACCAACAACUCUGCCCACUACAGCUACGACCACUACACAGAGGAGCUCAAUGUGUGGAAGCCCGGCUGCCGUGAAGCCCUGCUGUCCUACUAUGGAGGCCUGAUGAACACCAUUGGAGCCAUGGUGGUGCUGGUCACUAUGCUUGAGGUUGCUGUGACAAUAGGCCUACAGUAUGUGCACAGCUCCCUGUCCACGCUGGCUAACCCGGAGGACCCGGAGAGUGAGAGCGAGGGCUGGAUCCUGGAGAAGACGGUGAAGGAGACGUUCACCGACAUCAUGGCCAACAUGAAGGCCAUGGGCAAAGGCAGCAAGGUGGAGGAGGGGGGUGAGGCAGCAGUUGCCACAGUGAGCUGAGCUUACACCUCCGGCAAAAACUGACACCACUCACACCUGAAGAGAAGAGGAAGUGGACGUGUGAGAUAACCAUGUUUUUCUACCAACAUUUAUUAUGUAGACACACACACACGCACACACACAUAUUUGGCUGUGAACUCCUAUUACGCGGACUCCUUGUAAAUGGACUCCUUACAAAUGGACUCCUUGCAUAAAUAAUUAUUAACUUUAUAUUCAUACAUAGAGAGA
This is a messenger RNA of Micropterus dolomieu (smallmouth bass), 1263 nucleotides long. RefSeq names its product peripherin 2a (retinal degeneration, slow) (gene prph2a). Gene Ontology annotation, cellular component: membrane. Bases 1 to 1035 code for a protein of 344 amino acids. Gene Ontology annotation, biological process: visual perception. The transcript has 3 exons. NCBI's taxonomy places the organism in Eukaryota, Metazoa, Chordata, Actinopteri, Centrarchiformes, Centrarchidae. The record is from RefSeq and is a predicted model, not a curated record.